CCAUUUUUAUAUUAAAGUUUUUAUUAUUCGGUGAAACAUCGCCCCCUAACUGCGUGUGGAAUAAACCGGAACCGGAUGUGAGGUUUGAAAGACAUCAGCGCUACGACCGCGUUGGAUGCCUGGUCGACACAGAAAUGAGUUGUGAGAACGUGAAGUUGUUUGUGGGGAAUCUUCCUAUAGACGCAACUCAGGACGAAAUAAAUAAGCUUUUUUCUCCAUAUGGAGAGAUAAACACGUGCUCGUUGCUUAGACAGUAUGCCUUCGUAACCCUGAAAGGAGAAGGGGCAGCAGACAGGGCCAUACGACACCUUGAUGGUAAAGAGUAUCGAGGCAGACCCUUGGUGGUAGAAGAGUCACGCGCCCGCCCACCCAACUCAACAAAAAUAUUUGUUGGAAACCUCAGUGCAACAUGUUCAGCAGAUGAUUUGCAUGGGCUCUUCUCAACCUUUGGAAGAGUUUUAGAUUGUGAUAAAGUCAAAGCAAGAUUAUGUUCAAAUGUCGGCUAUGCAUUUGUGCAUAUGGAGAGGAAAGAGGAGGCCCAGGCAGCAAUCGAUGCACUCAAUGGGACCAUGUUCAAGGGUCGUCAGUUGGCUGUGGAGCUGUCCAAAGCCCAACCUUUGGUAAACCAAAUGUCAGGAAAUUCAGCCAACUCUGCAGGUGACAGAGAAGGUCUUCUUCCUAGACCCCCUCCUUCAUUAGAGCAUCAUCAGAGUCAGGCAGCUGUGCUAGCUGCAGCUGCUGCUGCAGCUGCCGGGCUACCCAUACAAGUUCAACAAAGUGUCCAUAAUUCAUUUUACAACACAACGUCCUUUGAUCCCACAUAUGCCGCUCUGCGAGGCAUCACGAGCUCCAAAGGUGCAGAUGGGGUCAUAUACGGCGCUCUCGCCAGCCAGGUGUAUGGAUCUGUAGCUGACCAGGUGUACCAAGAACUGGCAAAUCACACCCCUGCAUCAGUGGAAGAGGUAGAACCACAGGCUGCACCCGAUCCAACCACUCUGUUUGAAGCAGCAAGAGCCAAGUUUUUUCAAGAAGGGCAAAAGGUACUAGCAGAGCAGCAGGCAGGCCGAAAACAAGCAGCCUCUGAGAACGAGCGGGACCGCAGCCCGAUAAGAGG
Molecule: messenger RNA, 1114 nt
Organism: Oryzias melastigma (Indian medaka)
Lineage: Eukaryota; Metazoa; Chordata; Actinopteri; Beloniformes; Adrianichthyidae
Gene: rbm14a
Product: RNA binding motif protein 14a
Cellular component (GO): cytosol
Molecular function (GO): mRNA binding
Source: RefSeq, a predicted model, not a curated record